CAUCGGGCGUACAUUGGUGUGAGUUAUUUGUUCAUUAUCGCAGCUUCAAGUAUUUUUAUGCAAAGCUUCGACAAUUCUGGAGUGGGACGUUUGCACCGGAUAGGACAAAAAAAAGAGAUUCACGAUUAGAGUGCAUCAAAUAAUACAACAAGAAAAAUAUUUCCAACAAGAAACUCUUAUAAAAAGAAUAACACGUUUAACAUAAGCACUUUAAAUCUGAUAAAACCAAAUUUGCCCCGUAAUUGUUGCAAAUUUUGGGAAGAAUUUAAAUAAUUUUGAAUAAUGUUCCGCCCAUUCAUCGCUUGCACUGUCGAGGGCCGGCUGCAAUUGCUUGUCAAAGAGAAACGCCUGCUGCGAUGACGGGAUGUGCGGGCCGUACGUUGGUGUUGGUGUUGAUGUUUACAAACCGCCAGCCGUCAAACUGAGGGGACCGUGGAAGGAGGGAGGCCUGCGCUGUCUUUUGUACGACUUCACCAGCAGCGGCAGGGAGUGGAAUUAAUUUAUGGAGCUGUCCUCACUGAUACGGCACUUACUUUGUGGGAUGUGUUCAGUGUAAAUACGAAGGAUUUAGGAGGGGUGAAGUGACCACCAACACCAGCCCCGUCGUCGCCCUGUCGCGCAGCCGGAUGUGGCCGAACAUUCGGAACAGAGUUUGAUAAGAAGAAUUAAGGGCCCUCUCUCUCUGUUUUCUCGCUCGUUUUCGUUGUGGCAAUUGCUCGCGAUAGCACGCACGGUCCUCUCCACUAGUUCCCAGUCGUUCCGGAUGCAAUAGAUCACCACGAUGGAUGAUAUAGACAAUAUUGUUCUGCACUCGUUGCGUCAAAUCGAUUGCGAUCUGGACGAAGACAUACAGGGUUUGGAGCAGUUUACGCCCGCCGUGCUGGUGCGCACCGUUUCGAAAUGUUUGCUGCUGAUCGAUCCGUCCCUGGACCUCCCGCAAACGCUGCCGCCCGGGAUGGCGCAACGGUUCACCGUCACUGCCCGGCUAGCGGAAGCCUGCACGGCCGUCGGUUACCGGCGCGACAUCGGCUACCAGACGUUCCUGUACUCGAACGUGGCCGAGGUGCGGCGCGUGUUUAUGUUUCUCAUCGAGCAGCUGCCCAAAGACUCGACCGAUGCGGCCGACCCGGAAGCACCGCUCGAUCGGGUGACGGAUCUGGAGAACCGGAUACUGGACAGUAUGCGGCAGCAGCUGCGCGGACGGAAGGAUCCGGCCACGCCGCUCGAUCUUCGGAACGCGACGCUGGGCUGGGCGGGAAGCCGCUCCCGUGCCAACAUUCCGUUUGUAACGCAAAGUGACGUCACGGCUGAAAUUAAGCAAUACUGGCUACGCCGGAGCGGGUUUUGGGAGGAGGAAAAGGAUGAAGUGGAUCGGCGGGCGCCGGACGUUGCCGCCAGCACGGACGAUUCCAUCCUAAAGCUGCAAGCUUACUACGCGCAAAACAAAGCCCAGUGUCCGCUAGCGGAAGAGCUUGAGGAGGCUGCCGAAACGCCCGAUCGCUUAGGACAGCUGGAUGCGCUCGAGCAAGAAAUUGCCGCCAUUGAAACGGCCAUCUCCGAGUCACGGCGCGAGCAGCGCGAACUUCACGCGAAACGCCGAACAGUGGCGGAAAGCGCGCAAGCGGUGGAAAGUGUGGUUGAAAAGCUAAAGGAGGAGAAAAAGAUUAAGGAACGCACGCACAUCCUGCUGGAAAACCCGGAGGUGAACGUGGCCAAGCUCGAGUCGAUCAUUGCCGCGGCCGGCGAGAAGAUGAAGAAGCUGCAAAGCCAGUGGGAAGCGCAUCGGUCCCCGCUGGUCGCGACGCUGGAGGAACAUCAAGCCAAAAAUUCGGACCAAGUUAGCAAAUCUCAAAAGGUGCUUGAUCAGAUCGAGUCCGCCCGGCACAAAUCGGAGGAGGUGAUCGUCGACCUGCAGACGAAGAGCGCCCUGCACGCCCGGCUGGUACAGGAGUACGAGCGGAUGGGCCGCACCGUGAGCCGCACGGCGUACACGAGCCGCAUCCUGGAGAUAAUCGGCAACAUCCGCAAGCAGAAGACGGACAUCGACAAGAUACUGCACGAUACGCGCAGCCUGCAGAAGGAAAUCAACUCCAUCACGGGCCAGCUCGACCGGCAGUUUACCGUGACGGAUGAUUUGAUCUUUCGCAAUGCGAAGCGCGACGAGUACUGCAAGCGGGCGUACAUUCUGCUCGUCGCCCUGCACACCGAGUGCAGCGAGCUGACGGCCCUGGUGCAGGAAACGGGCACGGUGAAGCGUGAGGUGCGUGAGCUGGAAGAUCAGAUCGAGAACGAGAAGGAUCGCAACGUGGUGACGAAUCUGGCCCAGAUCGGGCAGGAUUUGGAGGAGAUGCAGCGGGAAAGCCGUCGGCUGGAGGAAGCCAUCCAGCAGCUGGAACUGUCCACCGGGCGGAAUGGGACGAAGUAAAAAGGGGGGAGAAAGUAGUUGGACAGAAGCAACAAACACGGCUUUUUGAUGGCAUUGCGCGGGCACGGCAACGUAGGGAAAAUAAAAUGUGAUAUAUUCCUCGUGACAAAUGGACCUAAAACACACACACACAGAUUACACCCGAAAACAACAACCGGUCACACGGAACAAUUUUCACUUCACAGAACACACCAACGAAAAAACACGCUCAUGUGGCAAAUUGUUUGGGGGAUGUUUGGCGCCAGCUGAUGCCUAUUUAUUCAACAUGUUGGUGCACAAACAUUGCGGUAGUAAUAUUGAAAAUGCACCAAACUCGUCACAAACAGUCGCGGAUGGAUGGAAAGGACAAUUUUGCCUUUCAUUUCCACCGUUCCUGCGCGCGCCCGAA
Molecule: messenger RNA, 2813 nt
Organism: Anopheles coluzzii
Lineage: Eukaryota; Metazoa; Arthropoda; Insecta; Diptera; Culicidae
Product: coiled-coil domain-containing protein 22 homolog
Exons: 6
Coding region: 782-2425 (547 amino acids)
Biological process (GO): positive regulation of ubiquitin-dependent protein catabolic process
Molecular function (GO): cullin family protein binding
Source: RefSeq, a predicted model, not a curated record